GGCAGCUAGCACGCGUUUUUGUCUCGUUGCCUCCUUAAUAUCAAUUUUAUCAGUACUUUCUGUGUGUCUCUUCUCGAAAUAAAUAUAUACACAGGAUAUAGGAUACGGGAUACCUAUAUGUAUAAAUAGGAUUGUGUGCCCGUGGAAUCUAUACAUAGGCGAGAAUUAUACAUACAACCGCGCCGUGCUCUGUGGUCAGUGUUUUUAUCAGCUUUGAAGAACCGUGUGUACAAUAUCCUGUCGCUGGCAUCUUAAUUUUUUAUUACGUUCAUAUUUUUUUUCUGUUGACCGUGUCCUGGCUCUUCCUGUUCUAUCGCAGUGUGUUUUUAGCGAUCGUUAACGUUUCUAUUGCUCUUGUGUUUGGAGAACGAAGGUGCAUGUGUGAGUCGUCGUCGCCAUAUUAUGAUUAAUGGGCAGACGUAAAUAUAAAAAUACAAUAAUAACACCGAAAGACGAAAAUAAAAGGGAAAACACUUUUCCUGAAGAAAACUACGCAACCGAAGAAGAAAAAGAACAACUCUCGGCUCAGCUCAAGUCCACCAAGUUCGAGUCGAGUCUGGUUUUGGUUUCGUUGGUUACGACCGUCGUGUGUGCUGCUAUGCGUGUGUUGUGUGCGCGAAGGUGUAUGUGAAAAGGCAAACCGAAGAAGACGGAGAAGGAGGAAGAGAAUAGUGUUCAGCAAAAAUUGUGCAGCCGAAAAUUAGUGCAAAUCAAUCGAAAGCAAAAGUGUACUUAACGAUCGGAGCAGCAGCAGCAGCAGCAAGAGUGAAGGGGACCGAUUCUGUUUGUGCUUACCUACGAUAAAUAUAGCGAUGUAUACACACACGAACAGUUGAUUGGAUAUUGGAUAAAUUGGAUUUGGAUUAAACUGCGAGCAGCAAUAACAACAACAACAACAACAAAAGCAGUGCACGUUGUUUUCCUUUAAAUCCAUCAUUGUUUAUAGACUCGUGUGCAGCAUUUUGUGUGAUUGCAAAAGUUGCAACCGGCGGAAAAGUUGUGUGCAGUUACUGUAAAUAAACGCACUUUGGAUAACCACUGCUGGGCACAGCACGCGGCGUUACGGCUUACCAGGAGUGUCAUAUAUUCAGUAAGCCACUCGCAUCGCCAAGAGAUCUACCACUAACAACUGAAGAAAACAACAAAUCGAGAAGAGCUGAGCUGCAAGAGGAGACAGAAGUGCGUGAUUCUUUUAACCAUCAGGAUUCUAAAGUGCUGCCGUCAUUCACACAAGACCAAGAAGAAGAACCCGCUCGGUAGAUGAUAUCUAGUGCUGCAUGAGUGUGAUUUCCUAACAAUUCUAUCAACCAGUUUUUAUCUCCCGAUGCUCGGAUUUGUUGUUGUGUAUUGAUGUUUCGUUUUACCUUUCUUGCACCCUGUGUUUUGUUUCUCGCGAUUGGUGAUUUGCGUUUGCGUGCGUCACGAGUGUAGAACCCCCUCGAGAAGGCAAAGAAAAUAAAACAAACCUCUCCCCAAAUCUACUUAAGGAAAUGUGAAAGUGAGCGGAAGCGGUUCAAUGAUUUCGCAUGCCCGCAGGUCGAAGGAAUCGAUCCAACAACGACGACAGCAACGAGAGCAACAGUUUCCAAUGCCGUCGACUGAAUGUUGUGUCUAAACGUUCCUUCCAUUUGAUUUUGUUUUGCUGUAAGCGGUGAAGAAAGUGAUUUUUUUUUCUCUCUGGGUUCGAAAUCGGAUUGAGUGUCCCACCCGCCCCAAAAUCAACCCUUUGCUUGUCUCACCGAGAAAGGGUUGACCUCGUGCGCUGUGUGUGUGUUUAUUGAGAUUUGAAGAAAACGGAAGUUCGUGAUGAAUCGAUCCACAAUGGGUAGUAACAACGUGCCGCCCAAGUUUUACAAAUUAUGCCGCCUUUGCUUGGGCAAUGUGGGCGACUGUGAGCUGGGUGAAUCGACGAUAGUGUUCGCCGGUGCUCAAGAAAAGGCCAUCUCACAACGGAAACGCCAACAGAACGGUGGAGCCUUGUCCACAGUUGGCAGUGAUGUAGUAGUGAUGGACCAGGACUCCGUCACCGGCACCAACAACGAUGCCGGUGGUGGUGGUGGUGGUGGUGAUGGUGGCGGCGGAGGACGUGCCGGUGCCUUCAAUCAUCAGCACGCAGCACGUCAUGGAACCAUCGCCAGUAGUAGUGGAAGCAGUAGUAGCAGCUCGAGCAGUUCAAGCUCCAGCUCCAGUUCGAGCAACAGUAGCAGCAGCAGUGACGACGAUGAAGUCACAGCUGACGAUGAUUACGACAACGAUGACGACGAUGAUAACUUCUUCGACGGAGCGGACGACGGGUCCAACGUGGAUCUGGCCAAGCGGAUACGGACGUGUCUGACGAUCAAGAUCACACCGAAAGAUGGUCUUCCGACGGUGGUGUGUAGUUCCUGCCGCGAUCAGCUGGAGACGUGCCACCGGUUCCGACGGGUGGCGUACAAGACGCAAAAGUCACUGCAGAGCUUCCUCAGCUAUGCCGCCAAACUGAGCGGAAGUGCACAGGAAAUCCUCUCGCAGUCGUCCGAGAAGCUGGAACACCUGAUCGCCUCCUCACCUGCCUCGUUAGCUGCGAAAGCGUCCGCCGAACAGGAUGCGAUAGCCGCCCUCCAAGCGUUACGCAACAACAACAAUCAUACAGCAAAAUCAGUUACCUCAGUACUUAGUAAAACGCAUCUACAAAACCUGGAAGCGAAUUCCGUAUCUGUGAUCCCGAUUGAGAGUAUGAAAAUUACGUCGUCCUCCAAUCAGCAACUGCAACAGCAACAGCAUCCGUCGAUAAUUCAUCAUCAAACGAUACACCUGCAUCAUCCGACAGCGCAAAUUCAGCAGCAGCAACAACCAAAACAACAACAGCAGCAGCAACAGCACCACCACCAGCAACUGAUACAGGUGAAGAAUUUGACUCAGCUCCAGCAGGAACAUCUCGAAACCGCAGCGGUAUUAAUGGACAUUAGUAAAAAAGUGAUAAUCUCGCCACCAAGUUCGAACCCACAGUCGCCCAGUUUGAGUGCCGAGCAGCAGCAGAAACAGCAGCAGCAGCAGCAGCAGCAACAACAACAGCAUCAGCAACAGCAAUCGCAGCAGUAUCAAACCAUCAACAAUAACAACAAUCAACCGCAACUACAAAGUAUUAAGUCUUCUGUGAUAAAGCCUCACGAGUUUCUCCUGAACAACCUUAAGCGAUCACCCAGCAGCGAAGAGAUGGAUCUGACCAUGAAACGCGUCAAAGUCGAGCCGAACAUCCUGUCGCCGACCCUCCCGGCCACCACCCUGGUCAAGAAGAACGUCAUCAAGCGGGAACACAUGGACGACAUGGCCGUGGACGAUCAAGCGAGCCAGCACAGCGACAGUGCCGACAGUAGCGAUUCGGGACGGCUUCAGAUGGACAUCUCCUCGCAGGAUGCCGGCUCCGAGUGCACCACGGACGAAAUUAAACGGUCAAAUAACAAUAAUAAUAACAACAACCAUCACCAUCAUCACCACCACCACCACCAACACCACAACCAGGUGGACCACCAUAUCGGGCGGGAGACGCCGGACAGUUUGAAUUCGCUGGAAGAACAGCAACACCUGCAGCAGGCGCAGAUUCAUCUGAGUCAGCAGUUUGGAGCGCUGGCCGAUGGUGCGGAUCCGGCCACGACUCAGCUGUGGCAGGCGCUGGCGCAGAAUACGAAUCUCAUUGUAAACGGUGCCGGUAAUGAAGCAACGCAGCUUCUCCGAAAGAUGAUCAAUGCUCGAACGCUAGGCCUUCAGUUUUCACCGUCCAUUCAGAUUACACCUGGAGUGUCACUUAUCAAGCAAACCGAUGCGAAUCGCAACAGUGGUGGCGGUGGUGGUCAGAGUGGCCGCCGGAAGCAAUCCUGCCCCAGUCGAACGCCAGUAGAGGGAAACUCGCCCAACACAACGAUGGAAGCCUUGAAGCUAACCACCUCGAAUAAAGCCAGUGGAGUAACGACGAUAGUUACCAACAAUCGAACCAGCAGCAGUCCGGUACACCUGGACGCUGCCAGUCAACUGAACCGUGCCAACCCUGCCAACAUCCUGUUCCGAACGAAAACCGAUGGUUCGUCUCCGGGCGUUCUACUGCCCGGUGUCAUCGAGCAGAACAGCGGAACCGUUAGCCCUCAGUUGCAAGCCGUGAAGAAUGCGGCAGCUCAAUUGGCUGCUCAGCAAUUGGCACAGCAGUCCCAAGCUCAACAACAGCAGCAGCAGCAACAACAGCCACAGCCACAACAGCAGCAGCAAGGUCAGAACCAGAACCCAAAUUCUACCCAGAAGGACAUGUCCUGUACCAACUGCGGCACGACGACGACCACCAUCUGGCGGAGGAACAUCCGCGGAGAGAUGGUGUGCAAUGCCUGUGGAUUGUACUUCAAGCUGCACGGUGUCAACCGGCCGCACACGAUGCGACGGGAUACGAUCCACACGCGGCGACGUCGCCCCAAGGGGGACAAGGCCACCCGGAGAAAGUCCAUCAAGCAGGAAGGUGCGGAAGUGAUCGACAACGGCGUCGUGGAGGGAGCUGCCGAUUUGCAUGCACUGCAGAAUCACAACCUGCUGAUUGCGUUGAGGGAUGCCGCCCGAGCGACGCCGCCCAACUUUCCGAUGUCACCUGCCUUCCAGCACUACCUGCGAGUGACGCAGAACUUCGAUCCCAACGGUGCCGGUGGUGGUGGGGCUGGUGGCGUCAUCGUCGGCGGUGACGUCGAUGUCGGCGACGACAGUGGCCCUGAAAACGACAUCGAUUCGUGCAACCUGCCGUUGAAUCUCGUUGCCACUCAGCUCGGUGGCAGUGACAACUCGCAACACUGACUGCGUCGAAAGCCCGUCAAGACCAGCUAGGGCCGGCGGCGGAAGGUAAAAGCGGUGACGACGACGCCUAAACGCAAAAAGCGUCGCCGCAAGAAAAGAAAGUCGUAAGCCGACGCUCACUUGGAUGGAUGAGUGGCGAAGAACGUGUUUGGUGGCAUUAGCAUGGGCGGGGCUAGAAGGAGGAGACGCCACGACGGUUACGAAUCUAUUGAAUACACUAUUACUACUACUGCUACUACUAUUAUUAACUAUUACUGUAACUGAUUCAACUACUACUUACUACUUCGAUUACGGCAUCAAAACAGAGAGAAUUGCUAACGGAAGGCAACCAUCAAGCUUUAUGCUGCUACCAUACUUAAGAAGACUUGCACGGCUUAGAAAUCCCCAACUCUUUCGCCAGAUUAGACGAGGCAGCAACACCUCUACAACACAGACACUCAAACACACCGUUUUCGGAACACUAAUCAACAAAGCAACAAGAGCACACGAAAUUUGAUGAAAACAAUUCUAAAGAGUAGAAAAGGUAGUUUAGAUCGAAAAAGAAUACUCAUUGCAAAAAAAAAAGAAACGGAAAGUGAAUCGGUAAAGGAAAUACUCUUUUUAACAAAAAAAAAAGCAAAUAGCAAAAA
Ochlerotatus camptorhynchus is the source of this 5435-nucleotide messenger RNA. Its product is annotated as box A-binding factor-like. Lineage: Eukaryota; Metazoa; Arthropoda; Insecta; Diptera; Culicidae. The transcript has 9 exons. The coding region runs from base 1807 to 4806 and encodes 999 amino acids. The record is from RefSeq and is a predicted model, not a curated record. Gene Ontology annotation, biological process: negative regulation of transcription by RNA polymerase II; positive regulation of transcription by RNA polymerase II. Gene Ontology annotation, molecular function: zinc ion binding; DNA-binding transcription factor activity, RNA polymerase II-specific; RNA polymerase II cis-regulatory region sequence-specific DNA binding. Gene Ontology annotation, cellular component: nucleus.